Molecule: messenger RNA, 883 nt
Organism: Trichoderma asperellum CBS 433.97
Lineage: Eukaryota; Fungi; Ascomycota; Sordariomycetes; Hypocreales; Hypocreaceae
Gene: CDC42
Product: Rho GTPase
Biological process (GO): establishment or maintenance of cell polarity; endocytosis; Cdc42 protein signal transduction
Molecular function (GO): protein kinase binding; GTPase activity; GTP binding
Source: RefSeq, a predicted model, not a curated record
AAUUCGCAACAUCCAAUCUUCGCCCUCGCAUCUGCUCUCCCUCCCCCGCGGCCCGCGCUGCGAUAAGGCAUCUUCGCCUCGAUCGUAUCCUCCGUCGUCAGACCUCCCUCUUCGUCCAGGAACCGCAUUCGCAGCACCACCAUGGUGGUCGCAACCAUCAAGUGCGUUGUCGUCGGCGACGGUGCCGUCGGCAAGACAUGUCUUCUCAUCAGCUACACCACCAACAAAUUCCCCUCGGAAUACGUCCCGACUGUUUUCGACAACUAUGCCGUCACCGUCAUGAUCGGCGAUGAGCCCUAUACCCUGGGACUGUUCGACACCGCUGGACAGGAGGAUUAUGACCGUCUGCGUCCUCUCUCAUACCCCCAAACCGACGUUUUCCUCGUCUGCUUCAGCGUCACCUCCCCUGCAUCAUUCGAAAACGUUCGCGAGAAGUGGUUCCCUGAGGUUCACCACCACUGCCCUGGCGUUCCCUGCCUCAUUGUUGGAACUCAGGUCGAUUUGAGAGAUGACCCCAGCGUCAGAGAGAAGCUUGCCAAGCAGAAGAUGGCCCCCGUCCGCCGAGAGGACGGUGAGCGUAUGGCGAAGGACCUCGGCGCGGUUAAAUACGUCGAGUGCAGUGCGUUGACGCAGUACAAGCUCAAAGAUGUGUUUGACGAGGCCAUCGUUGCUGCUUUGGAGCCACCGGCACCCAAGAAAAAAUCCCAUAAGUGCCUUGUUCUAUAAACCACAGCCUCGGGAAAUUGCUUCAUAGGAUAUUGCCAUUGUUUCACUCGGUGGUCAGUUGACCAGAAGGGAUGGGUUCUGGAUACAUGGGACGAGGUCAAUUGGAGAUGAGGAUGUGUGUUUGGACGGAGCGAAUAGACUUGGAACUGGGCUCUAU